This is a messenger RNA of Prunus armeniaca (apricot), 1440 nucleotides long. The record is from the annotation of a GenBank genome assembly. Lineage: Eukaryota; Viridiplantae; Streptophyta; Magnoliopsida; Rosales; Rosaceae.
AUGGAAGAAGACACAAUAGUCCUCUACGCAGCCCCAGGAAUGGGGCACAUAAUCUCCAUGGUUGAGCUAGGCAAGCUCAUUCUCAAUCGCUACACCGAAAAAUUCUCCAUCACUAUUCUCUACACCUGCGGCAGCGUUGUGGAUACUCCAAGCAUCCCCGCCUACAUCCACCGCAUCUCCCUAGCCCAUCCUUCCAUCUCCUUCCGCCAAUUCCCUCGAGUUCAAAAUGAAAAUCCAUUAUUAAUUGGCCGCAGCAGCGCUGCCAUAAUGUUUGAUUUCAUCCGCCGGAAUGAUCCUCAUAUCCGCCAUGCCCUCCAAGAGAUCUCCAAAUCUUCAGCCAUUCGCGCUUUUAUCAUCGACAUCUUCUGCUCCUCUGCGCUGCCAAUGGCGAAGGAACUCGGCAUUCCCACCUACUACUUUUACACCUCUGGCGCUGCAACUCUUGCGGCUUUUCUGUAUUUUCCCAAAAUCAUGGAACAAACCACCAAGAGCUUCAAGGAUCUAACCGACACUGUUUUCGAGUUUCCCGGGUUGACGUCUCCUCUCAAGGCCCCCCACAUGCCUGAGCCAAUGCUUGAUCGAGACGACCCUGCAUAUUGGGACAUGCUCUACUUUUGCUCACACCUUCCCAAAUCUAAUGGGAUCAUAGCCAACACGUUCGAAGAGCUGGAGCCUCCUGCAGUCCUCAAAGCCAUUGCUGGAGGUCUUUGUGUUCCUGAUGCUCCCACUCCUCCAGUCUUCUACAUUGGGCCAUUGAUUGCUGAAGAAAAACAAUCUAGUGAUGCCGUUGAGGCGGAAGUUUGUUUGUCAUGGCUUGAUAAACAACCAAGUCGAAGUGUGGUGUUUCUCUGUUUUGGAAGCUGGGGAUCAUUCUCAGGGGCUCAAUUGAAGGAGAUGGCAGAUGGGUUGGAGAAGAGUGGGCAGAGGUUUUUGUGGGUGGUGAAGAAUCCUCCCCUUGAUGAGAAAACCAAGCAGGUCCAUGGAGUUCAUGACUUUGAUUUGGAGGGUUUGUUGCCAGAAGGGUUCUUGGAGAGGACCAAAGAUAGGGGCUUGGUGGUGAAGUCAUGGGCUCCGCAGGUGGCGGUGUUGAAGAAGGAAUCGGUUGGCGGGUUUGUGACGCAUUGUGGCUGGAACUCGGUGCUUGAAGCUGUGAUCGCCGGCGUGUCGAUGGUGGCGUGGCCGCUCUAUGCAGAGCAGCACAUGAAUAGGAGUGUUUUGGUGAAGGAAAUGGAGAUGGCGAUUGCUGUUGAGCAGAGAGAGGAAGAUGGGUUUGUAUUUGGGGAUGAAUUGGAGAGAAGGGUUAGGGAGCUGAUGGAGUCGGAAAAAGGGAGAGAGCUUAGAGAAAGAAGCCGGAAAAUGAGAGAGAUGGCUUUGGCUGCUUGGUGUGAGUCUGGUUCAUCCACUAGAAACUUGGUCAACUUUGUUAAUAGCAUUAUAUAA